AUGAGUUUGGAUGAGCUCCGAUUUCCAGGCUCUCUUAAAGAUCAAGAUUCCAUACACGAUCACGCUAUUAUUUCAGCAAAAGUCACCAGUGAGUUCGAAAGUCUCUCAUCUUUGUCAGCUCUGGGUCUAUCGGAAAGUGCAAUUGAAACGAGAAGUAUCAAUUCUAUGGCUUCCAAUUUCACGGAUUAA
This is a messenger RNA of Plasmopara halstedii, 189 nucleotides long. RefSeq lists its product as uncharacterized. The transcript has 2 exons. NCBI's taxonomy places the organism in Eukaryota, Oomycota, Peronosporomycetes, Peronosporales, Peronosporaceae. The record is from RefSeq and is a predicted model, not a curated record. Bases 1 to 189 code for a protein of 62 amino acids.